Penicillium concentricum is the source of this 822-nucleotide messenger RNA. RefSeq lists its product as uncharacterized. NCBI's taxonomy places the organism in Eukaryota, Fungi, Ascomycota, Eurotiomycetes, Eurotiales, Aspergillaceae. The record is from RefSeq and is a predicted model, not a curated record. The transcript has a single exon. The coding region runs from base 1 to 822 and encodes 273 amino acids.
AUGGAUGUCAGCCAAUGCGACUGUCCGGCCAAAUUUCCACCAGACCCAAAGAAUCUAACCUGCCUAACAAGCCCUCAGACCUGCUACCAGGCCUGCGGCAAUCCCCCGAUAAGGAUCCAAUCCCGAGCCCAACUUACAACCUGCAACUCAGGUUGCGUCUCCUCAAAUAGCGAUUGUAACGGCUGCUAUAUCUGGUUCCACAGUCUGUGUGGGUGCAUCCGGGAUCUACAAAGUCCAAAUCCAAAGGCAAACUGUAUCCCCGAUAAAAAGAUCACUCCAGGAAAAGCAAGUCCCCCAGUAUGGAUGGUCACUAGCCGGGGUGAUCUGAUCACAACUACCCAGCUCUUGCCGGGAAUCCUUCAACUACAUACAGCCCCAGAUGCAGACGGCGGGUUCCAACUUGGGCAGAAAACUCUCCGCAGUGGACAUCCCGAGCAAGAAUACAACCGAGCAAACGGAACGCUGGCCAUCAAUAGCGCGUUGACCCGUUCGGAAGAACAGAUCCAUAUCCACCUGUGCCAGAAUCCUGCCAGUUCGACUAGAGACUUACUUUCUGGCUUGAAUCGCUCCGAUUAUAAGGUGCUGAAAUGGGUUCAGUUUCCGCCAGGGUUCAAGUCGGGCUCCGCCAUGUAUUGUCGUGUGUCGCCUAGCCCGGGCGGCGAAGUGGAUGUUGCAACCGAUAUUCUUCGGGUACUUCAAACCACCAUGGCAUGCGACAUUUAUAAUGUAGGUGGAGGGGUUGUUACUGAUAGACAUGAUUACUCCUGGAGUUGUGUUACCUCUGGCUCUAGGUCCGCGGAGGAGAUUUUCUGUCACACUUGA